Messenger RNA from Fusarium odoratissimum NRRL 54006, 479 nucleotides. RefSeq lists its product as uncharacterized. Lineage: Eukaryota; Fungi; Ascomycota; Sordariomycetes; Hypocreales; Nectriaceae. The record is from RefSeq and is a predicted model, not a curated record. The transcript has a single exon. Bases 126 to 479 code for a protein of 117 amino acids.
CUUCCGCCGAGCAAAUCAUUCAUAUAGGUCGACUAUAAGAUCAUCCUGGCCCUUAUUCUCAUGUGCUCGACUUAUAAAGAUAGUUAGGAUAAUACUAUAUCUACUAAGGAACGCGGACUCUCAAGAUGCUUUGCGAAUGGUUCACGCGCGAGCAAACCGGAGCAACCAAGGCUAUUGAAUACAUCAAGACGCAUAAAACGCAAAGCGGAGUGGACAACAUAUUUGGGGCGAAGUCAUCCACGGUGCCUCCUGUGGACUCCCAGAAACGGAAGAUCAUUGGGCAUUUCAAUGGUUUCCCGAGAAUAUCGGAGGAUAUGCACUCUCCGUUUCAGGUUGAGCGGGAACCGCUAUUGAGAUGUGCUCUUGUCGCUGCUGUGACAGGCUGCAAGCUUUACAUUGGCUACUUCAAGAACAAGCACCGUGAGCUGAAAGAGGCACUAGAGGUUAAUCGAACGAGGAACUCGACGAUAUAUAUGUGA